ACUGUAAACAUCCUGCAGAUUUUAAAAGGACAGCGCUGAGCGGGAGGAAGGCGGCUGGCGCCAUCUUGGCUGUUUUAAUGAGUACAACAGGGAAGAAACUACGGGGAGAAAUAACAUAAUCUUUGGGGUUUCGCUCAAACGGGGGUGCCACUGGUAACAUAGCCCCCAGUGAGGGAGUGAGUCAGGACAACCAGGGCAAUGUUUUACGCCCACUUUGUCCUCAGUAAGCGUGGGCCGCUGGCCAAGAUCUGGCUGGCGGCCCAUUGGGACAAGAAGUUGACCAAGGCUCAUGUGUUUGAAUGCAACCUUGAAAGCAGUGUGGAGAGCAUCAUAUCUCCCAAGGUGAAAAUGGCUUUGCGUACCUCCGGUCACCUACUCCUUGGAGUAGUGAGAAUCUACCACAGAAAGGCCAAAUACCUGCUGGCUGAUUGUAAUGAAGCCUUUAUCAAGAUCAAAAUGGCUUUCAGACCAGGUGUUGUGGAUUUGCCUGAGGAAAACCGAGAAGCAGCUUAUAAUGCCAUCACUUUGCCUGAGGAGUUUCAUGACUUCGACCAACCUCUUCCUGAUCUUGAUGACAUAGAUGUGGCCCAACAGUUCACUCUGAACCAGAGUAGAGUGGAAGAAAUCACAAUGAGGGAAGACGUUGGCAACCUCAGUCUCCUGCAAGACAAUGACUUUGCCGACUUUGGAAUGGAUGACAGAGAGAUGAUGCGGGAUGCCAGUACUUUUGAGGAGGACAUCAUGCAUGGUUCCACAGCCCCCAACCUGCUUUUAGAAGCAGAGCCUGGGCCUGCUAAUCUCCCUGAAAAGUCCAACCAUAUGGAGUAUGAUGACUUUGGUGAUGCCUCUAUGGGCAACAGUGAUGGUGGUAUGCUAGUUGAUAAGCUGUUGAGCCCUGAAGGUGGUAUCUUUGAUGACCCGCCAGUCAUCAGAGACAGUGUCAUGAUGCCCUCAGACCAUGGAGACGAUGAAGAUGACUUUGAUAACCUUCAGUCACCUGGUCCGGACAGUCCAGACUCAGGCCCAGCAGAGCCUCUUCCAACUAUGGCAGAUCAGACAGAACAGACCACUUUGGUUCAUAAUGAGGAGGAAGCUUUUGCAUUGGAGCCUAUUGACAUCACAGUGAAGGAAACCAAGGCCAAGCGUAAGAGAAAGCUGAUUGUGGACAGUGUGAAGGAGUUGGACAGUAAAACCAUCAGGGCUCAGUUAUCUGACUAUUCAGACAUCGUCACCACUCUGGACCUCGCUCCUCCCACUAAGAAACUUAUGAUGUGGAAGGAAACUGGAGGAGUGGAAAAACUCUUCUCUCUCCCUGCUCAGCCUCUCUGGAAUGGCAGGUUGCUGAAGAUGUUCACACGCUGCCUGACUCCUCUGGUGCCAGAUGAGUUGAGGAAGAGGAGGAAGGGUGGUGAAGCGGAUAGUUUGGAUGAGAUCCUUAAAGAACUGGAGAAUCCAGAGGUGCCUAGGGAGGAGAUGAUGGGUCAGCACAGAGAUGUUAUUGACCAAACUAUCACUGAGGAGACCAGCAUGCUGGGCCACUCUGCAAUGGAGGGCAGCAGGACAACCCUUGAUGAGACCGUUAUGCCUCCUCCUUCAACUCCCCGCGGAGUUAAACGCAAGUCCCUUGAAAAGGAUGCACUGCCAAUGGGCCCCUUGGACCAGACACAGCCUGAUCGCUCUGUCAUGUCCCAGAGGUUAGACAUACCACAGGUGGAUCUUCCCCCAGAGGAGAGCAGUGUCAACCUCACACAACUCGUCCCUGAGCUCGACCUGCUUGGAGACAAAGGCAAAGACAAGAAGGAUGAUAGUGAUGAAGAGGAGGAUGAAGAAGGCCAAGCCGGAGACCAAGAUCAAGAGGAGAAAAGGUGGAACAAGAGGACCCAACAGAUGCUUCAUGGCCUGCAGCGUGUCAUGGCCAAGACUGGGGCAGAGUCCGUCAGUCUGCUCGACUUGUGCCGAAACAACAACAAAAAACAGGCGGCUGCAAAGUUUUACAGUUUUCUGGUCCUCAAGAAGCAACAAGCCAUCGAGGUGUCCCAAUCUCAGCCCUACAGCGACAUCAUUGCCACUGCUGGACCAAGAUUUCACAUUGUUUAGACAUUGGAAGAACACUCUACUGCAGACAACUGUUUGCCUUUUAUUUUUUUUCCCGUAAGCCCAUUUUGGAAAGUGAUGUAUGUGGGUUAAAAGGGGGGGGCAAGUUUUUACAAAGGAUUUUACUGUAACUACAAGUGGAAUCAUGCAGUAUUCAUGUGGUUCAAAAUAAUAUGAGGAAGAAUGUUUAACAACUAUAUUUAUAAAGCUACUUUCCCAGUCAUUAAGUUUGGCUCUGUUUUCAGUAAAAACUGGCCUCUCAUUCCAAACAUUUUAGCAUUGUCCCUCUUGUAUUAAAAUGUUUUUACGAAAGGCCUUUAUAUUUUCAUGUUGAACUUUGUAUUGACACUGUACAUGUGAUGAUAAAAGGUACUGGUAUAUCUGAAGUGUAUUCCCUCACACCUCCUUGUUGCACUUGUUAUUUCAUGACAAGCAAAGGCGGAUCUGUCAGAAACUUUAAUUUCAUUAGUAUCACAUUAAGAUGUAAAAUUCAGGUGGAUUAUACAAGUUUCAUGUCAUUUUUUUUGUACCUUUGUUGUUUAUGCUUAUUCACCUUUUUGCAUUAUGUAACUAGGUAAUAUACUUGUUACAGUAAGUUCAAUAUCCCACCUUUUUAGUCUUUGGAUAACUACUAGUUGUGAUACAUCUGCAAACAUUUGAAAUAAAGUGUUUUAAGUACUUGUUAUAA
Messenger RNA from Boleophthalmus pectinirostris (great blue-spotted mudskipper), 2782 nucleotides. Its product is annotated as double-strand-break repair protein rad21 homolog A-like. The transcript is spliced from 14 exons. NCBI's taxonomy places the organism in Eukaryota, Metazoa, Chordata, Actinopteri, Gobiiformes, Gobiidae. Gene Ontology annotation, cellular component: cohesin complex; synaptonemal complex. Gene Ontology annotation, molecular function: protein binding; chromatin binding. The coding region runs from base 199 to 2097 and encodes 632 amino acids. The record is from RefSeq and is a predicted model, not a curated record. Gene Ontology annotation, biological process: replication-born double-strand break repair via sister chromatid exchange; mitotic sister chromatid cohesion; synaptonemal complex assembly.